This is a messenger RNA of Knipowitschia caucasica, 1668 nucleotides long. The record is from the annotation of a GenBank genome assembly. NCBI's taxonomy places the organism in Eukaryota, Metazoa, Chordata, Actinopteri, Gobiiformes, Gobiidae.
AUGCCCGGGAUGAUGGACAAGGGCUCCGAGUACCUGGGCUCCAAGGCCCGGUCCAACGGCACCAAGAGUCCGUCCACAGCGUCCAACGGACACUGCUCCGAGGACAGCAGCGACGACGAGCACGAUGUGGGGAUGCGUGUCGGCUCAGACUUCCAGGCCUCGAUCCCGGACUUUGAACCUGGAAGAAAAUACUCAGAGAAAGAGAGCGGAGGAAUGUUAGUGUGGUCUCCAUAUCACUGCAUCUCUGACUCCAAACUCGACGAGUACAUCGCCAUCGCCAAAGAGAAGCACGGAUACAAUGUGGAGCAGGCCCUGGGAAUGCUGUUCUGGCACAAACACAACAUAGAGAAGUCUUUGGCAGAUUUGCCGAACUUCACCCCGUUUCCCGACGAGUGGACGGUGGAGGACAAGGUCCUGUUCGAGCAGGCCUUCAGCUUCCACGGCAAGAGCUUCCACCGCAUCCAGCAGAUGGCCUUCAGCUUCCACGGCAAGAGCUUCCACCGCAUCCAGCAGAUGUUACCGGACAAGUCCAUCUCGUCUCUGGUCAAGUACUAUUACUCCUGGAAGAAGACUCGUUCUAGAACCAGCCUCAUGGACCGACAGGCACGCAAGCUAGCCAGCCGCGCCAACCAGGAGGACAGUGAUGAGGAAAUGGAGGAGGCCAACCCCAUCGAAGCCAACGACAGCGACUACGACCCCACCAAGGAAACCAAGAAAGAGAACCUGCCUGAGGCCCCUCCUCCCAGCACCAAACUGGCCCUGGGUCGCAGAGAGCACCAGACACUUACACACCGCCACCACCAGAGGGCGCGCUGCCGGCCGCCCAAAGGAAUGUACCUGACGCAGGACGACGUGUUAGCGGUGUCCUGCUCCGUGACCGCGGCCAACAGUCUGCUGAGGGGUCUGGACCUGGAGCUGGUGUCGCUGAAGAGACAGGUGCAGAACGCCAAACAGAUCAACAGCAGCCUCAAACACGGUCUGGAGCCCGGGGUCGAGGACUUCCUGCUGCCCGAGAGUAACCAGAAGGUGAACGCUCGCUGGACGACAGACGAGCAGCUUCUAGCCGUUCAGGGAGUGCGUAAAUACGGCAAACACUUCCAGGCGAUCGCAGACGUGAUCGGGAACAAGACGGUGGGGCAGGUCAAGAACUUCUUUGUGAACUACCGGCGGCGCUUCAACCUGGAGGAGGUGCUGCAGGAGUGGGAGGCAGAGCAGGGGACCCGAGCCCCCAACGGAGACAGCGCCCCCGGUGGAGAGGAGGGCAAGAGCAGCACGCCAGCCUCAGGGAAGAGCACGGACGAGGAGGACGAGGAGGUCUCGUCAGGGGCCUCUCCAGCCGCCUCCUCUUCAUCCCUCCCCCCCUCCUCCUCCUCCUCCUCCCUGCACCAGCCCCCCCCUCUCCUGCGCCCCUCCCUCCCCUCGGCCCCCGCGCUGCACCGCCACCCGCCGCCGCUGCAGCAGCAGGCGCGCUUCCUGCAGCCGCGCGCCGCUCUGCACCAGCCGCCGCCUCUGAUCCGACCCACGGGGACCGCCCCUCAGCCGCCGAGACUGAACCCCAGACCCCAGCAGACCUCCACCUCCUCCACCUCCUCCUCCACCUCCUCCACCUCCACCUCCUCCACCUCUGCUGCUGCAUCAGGGAGCGCGCAGACGGAGACCACGCUCUGA